UCCCUCCCAUUCAUCAUCCACACUCGGAGCUCCGUACCCGAAAAAUCCACCAUCUCGGGUAAAAAAAAACCGUAACGUUCUCCGGUCAUUUUCUCCCGGAGAGAAAUUUUCUCUCCUUUUUCUUUUUAUCUCCCCCUUGUUCAUAUGCAUUUUGUCUCCCCCACAAUCGAGAUUUUUCCUCUGCCUUUUCAAAGCUGUGUUUAGAGAUCUCAAAUCCACGAUACAUCUGCUUGUGAACCCACGAGCAGGUUCUGAAGUUAAGGGAGGAUGACAUUCAUUAAUGGAAUUGGAUUGAGAAAAAGGCGUGAUUGAUGCAGGAAUGUAGAUAGUGAAGAAGAAGAAGAAGAGGGAUUGGGAGGGAGGUGGAGAAAUCAAUGAAUGCAGAGUAAAUAAAAGCAGAGAAAAAGAAAAAGGACCCCAGGAGGUUUUAUUAGUCCUUUAAAGAAGACAGCUAAGAGGAGAAGACACUACCAGCAGCCAGGGUAAAAAGGUAAAAGGAAGGAGGAGAAAUGUUUACGUGUAUCGCAUGUACGAAACAAAUGGCGGAAGGAGGAGAGGAAGUGGAAGGAAGUGGAGGAGGAGGAGCGCGUGGGAGUGGGACGCCAAAUACAAAAGACGCCGUCAAAAGCCUGACGGCGCAGAUCAAAGAUAUGGCAUUGAAAUUCUCUGGUGCUUACCGUCAAUGCAAGCCAUGUACUGGCUCCAGCAGCUACAAAAAAGGACAACGACCAUAUCCCGAUUUCGAUACUGCAUCAGAAGGUGUUCCCUAUCCUUAUUUUGCAAGCUCAAGCUCAACACCUGCUUGGGAUUUUACAAGCUCUGCCCACCAUCCACCUGGAAGGUCCGAUUCAAGAUUUACAGGAGUGUUUAAUGGUGAUCGAACUCCAGGAGGAGGCACCGAGUCUUGUGAUGUGGUGCUCGAUGACGAGGAUCAGCCAAAAGAAUGGAUGGCACAGGUGGAGCCCGGUGUUCAUAUUACUUUUAUCUCCCUUCCUAAUGGCGGCAAUGAUCUGAAGCGUAUACGUUUCAGCCGAGAGAUGUUUAAUAAGUGGCAAGCUCAGCGGUGGUGGGGCGAGAACUACGACAGGAUAAUGGAGCUGUACAAUGUACAGAGAUUUAAUCGCCAAGCUCUUCACACUCCUCCGAGGUCUGAGGAUGAGCAGAGAGAUUCAUCUUACUCGAGGAUGGGAUCAGCGAGGGAAAGCCCUAUGAUAAACAAAGAUUGGACACCGAGGCACCACUAUAAACCCUCUGGAAGUAAAGGGUAUUUCCCAUCUGAGCAUAUGGAUCAAGGUGGCAACCAACACUUCCACGCUGGCCCCAGUGCUUAUAGUUCAGGUCCUCCAAGAGGUGAAGCAUCUUCCAUGGAUGCAUCAAGAACAACAACUUCUUCUAGAGAUGAGCCUUCUAUCAGUAACGCAAGUGAGAUGGAAUCCGAAUGGGUUGAAGAAGAUGAACCUGGAGUUUAUAUUACCAUCAGACAGUUAGCUGAUGGCACUAGGGAGCUUCGCCGAGUCAGAUUCAGCCGGGAAAGAUUCGGGGAAGUCCAUGCUAAGCUGUGGUGGGAAGAGAACCGAGAAAGAAUACAAGCACAAUACCUCUAAAUUAGGUUCAUACAUAAUACACAUAGAUCGGAAGCUGGAAGUAAAUGUAUUAGAGGUGCAGUUGGGUAUCCCAAGAAAAUGAACUCAACAUCCAAUUUUGUUUUAAUGUUGCAUCCUAAAAUCAAAAUUUUACACAAGAAGGAAUUUAUUUUCUUGUUCCCACCUUUUAAGAGCUUUUAUAUUUGGGAUUCAUGGGAUUAUGGAGCUCUCAAAUGAAAUGUUAUAUGUUUGUAACACAAAUUAA
Messenger RNA from Carica papaya (papaya), 1848 nucleotides. RefSeq names its product DZC (Disease resistance/zinc finger/chromosome condensation-like region) domain containing protein (gene BRX). NCBI's taxonomy places the organism in Eukaryota, Viridiplantae, Streptophyta, Magnoliopsida, Brassicales, Caricaceae. The record is from RefSeq and is a predicted model, not a curated record.